UCCCCCAGCCCCGGGGAGAGGGGGCCCGCGGGCCGCAUCCCUGGCACGCCCGUCCCGCUCUCGCGGAGGGAGCCGCUCCUGGGCGCUGCUUAGAGCCUCCGGAGAAGCAAGCGGAAGAGCGGGGACACUUCCAGGGGGAGGGACUCCGGGAAACCUGGCGCCAAAGGCUCUCCCGGGAGCUCAGCGGCCGCGUCCCUCUCUGUCCUUCCCGCAGACCCGACCCUAGAGACUCCGGCCCCAGCAGCAUGGCCAGCAUGCCGGCUACGCCCUCUCCUGCAGAAUUGAUGACCACGCCAGCUUUUCAUGCCCCUGAGACCCUGUCCCCACAAGCUGAAGAGGCCAGCACAGCGCUCAUUGCAGUUGUCAUCACCGUGGUAUUCCUCACCCUGCUCUCAGUGGUGACCUUGAUCUUCUUCUACCUGUACAAGAACAAGGGCAGCUACGUCACCUACGAGCCCGCAGAAGGGGAGCCCGGCGCCGUCCUCCAGAUGGAGAGUGACUCAGCCAAGGGCAGGGAGAAGGAGGAGUACUUCAUCUAAUCCCAGCACUGAUGCUGCAGUUAGAGAACAACCGCCCUGAAGCCAUGAGUGGCGCUGAGUGACAUGGGCAAAUCUGCUUGCCUCCCAGGACGUGGCCCCCAAUACCAGCAUCACCAACUCCAGGGUCCAGGGACAUGGACAAAGCUGCUCACAAUGGACAGUAGAGCUGGGCCUUGGUAAGGACAGUGCUCACAGCCAGCCAACAAAGUGGGGCCAUGCUUGUGUUGGAAGGGGCAGAUGUGAGGGAGGCCACAGGCUGGCCCACCCUCGUCCCCAACCUGGCUGCCCAGUGAGAGCCUCAAGUGUAGCUAUCCGUGGCUUCCUGGAGGCUGGGUGCCACAGGAAGGCGACUAUACCUCCUCUGUUUGCUGAGCCCUGCCAUGCCCCAACCCCCUUGAACGUGCCGUUCUUAUCCAGAUUAAACAUUACAAAAGUCA
Messenger RNA from Psammomys obesus (fat sand rat), 976 nucleotides. RefSeq names its product small cell adhesion glycoprotein (gene Smagp). Bases 246 to 539 code for a protein of 97 amino acids. NCBI's taxonomy places the organism in Eukaryota, Metazoa, Chordata, Mammalia, Rodentia, Muridae. The transcript is spliced from 3 exons. The record is from RefSeq and is a predicted model, not a curated record.